Messenger RNA from Oldenlandia corymbosa var. corymbosa, 2330 nucleotides. The record is from the annotation of a GenBank genome assembly. Lineage: Eukaryota; Viridiplantae; Streptophyta; Magnoliopsida; Gentianales; Rubiaceae.
GUCAAAUUAAUUCCUCAAAAAAUAGUAAUUCAAUUAGAUUUUAAUAAAAUAGUAAUUUAGAAGGUGCGUCCGGGCAUCUGACUGGGCCAAACAUCUAGUUUUAUAUAUGAUGAAUAAUCAAAUUUACUCCCCUGUUUUUUUUAAUAGGAAAAGAUUACCGAUUUUAAUUUGGUUACUACCCUCUUCUUUCCUCGCCUUUCCGCAGUUCAGUUCCCUCAACAAUGGCGUACCAGCUCCCAGACGAUCUGAUCCGACAAGUCCAGCUGGCCACCAGAGCUGAAUCCGGGUUAUCCCAUUACGACCCGACCCAGAACCUCUCUCCCCUGCCUGCAAUCUCUGAAACAGUUGCAUCUUUCGACCCAUCACCGCCUUACCUACGCUGUAAAAACUGCAAAGGAAGGCUUCUCCGAGGGGUUCAGUCAGUUCUGUGUGUGUAUUGUGGCCGUCCCACUGAUAAUCUUCAUGACCCAAUUUGCUUUAAAGACUCUCUUGCUUAUGGCUGGUUGCUUGAGUCACUCCAGCUUGAUGGAUCAGAAAUUGUUGGACCACUCCUAGAGAGAGGUGGCUUGGACAGAGUGCAAAGUAGACCGGACGAGGGAACUCGUUUGUCUGAACUUUUGGACUUUAAAAUAUAUUGGCCGGAUGAUGAGCAGAAAAGAGAGUCUAAUUUAUCUACUGAAAAUCUUCAGGAGGUAUGCUUGCUUAAAUUUUCUGGGUUCAAUUUGGAUAACUUCUUGCAUGAAUCAAGAAGGUUAAAUGUUUCGAGCAAACCUGAAGCACACGAAGUAAAGAGCACUGAUGUUUCAACUCUGGAAACAAAAGCAGUUUCUUCUAAUAAUCUCAGUUUCUUUGAGAAUGUUUCGUCUUCUGAGUUAGCUGUUCCGUCUUCUGAAGACAAAGAUAAUCAUGGAUUUUCUGGAUGGGAAGCGGAUUUUCAGUCUGCUAACUCUGGAAAUCAGUUUGAUGGAUCUGAGUCCUUUGGCCUUGAUGUGAAUUCUGCGGUUGCGCCUAGAAAUGACGAGGAGAUAUCCGAACAGAUUGACCCUUUACGUGGUUCUCCAUUUGAUAUGUCAUCCCACCUGGACACUGUUUUUGGAUCAGCGAAAGACUCGAAAGAUGCAAACACGAGAUCUGAUUCAUUAACUUCUCCUUCAAUUGGUGAUUUCGAUUCUGAUGACAUGUGGAGUAACUUUAAUCCCAAGGCAUCACUGGAAAAUAAGGAGCCUGAUCCUACCAUCACUAUAAAGGAAGCUCUCCCACAAGAUAACAUGAGCAAUAUAGACAUUUCUGACCAACUAGAGUCCAUGUUUGCACCCAAGAAAGAGAAAGAUGGGAAAGAAGAUUCUGACUUAACUUCUGGACCCUCUGUCAGUGACUGGACUUCUGAUAACCUAUGGAAUAACAUAAGUUCCGAGACUCCUCAGCGAUCGGAGCUACCUGUUUCUACCUCUGGACUGACUAAUGCAGUUCAACUAGACAACAGAAACACUCCCUCGACAAGUUUAGAUUGGUUUCAGGCUGAUCAAUGGGAAAUAAACCCAAAUGAACCUGCAAAUAAUGCUCCCAGUAGAGAUGAUGCCUCGAUUGGUGAUUGGGAUGAAUUCACUAGCUCAAUCCCUGUUCAAGAUUUUUCUAAUAAUGCUCCAAAAGAUAAUUCUUUAACUGCUUCAGGAGGCGCUUCAGAUUUGUUCAACUCAGAUAAUAAUUUGGAAGAAAUGGAUUUUGGUAGCUUUUCACAAGCAGAUCCUUUUCAAAGCCCAUCCACCAAAGAAAAGGUUCCGACGGAAUUAAAUAACAUUGGCGUUGCUGAAUUUGACAGGGCCAUUAAUUGGAACAGUGACACCGAAGGAAGUUUGGUUCAAUCCAACGCCAAUGCAGGUGUGAACAGUGCGUCGACCCAAACCAGGGAAGAUGUCGAAAUGUUGUUGUCACAGAUGCAUGACCUGUCUUUCAUGCUGGAAGAUAAGCUUUCUAUCCCCCCAAAGUCUGAUGGUUUUGAUUCUUUUCCCACGAAGUGAAAUUUCCAUUUUUGCUUCCAUGAAUCUCAAGUAAUGAUGCCUUAUGUAUUCAUUGAUUGUACUGUACAUCUAGUUACUGAAAUACACAGUAUUUUCAGUGGGUUGUUUGUCAUAGGAAUCUAGAGUUUCAUGUAUCUUACGGCUUAUAUGGUUCUUUUAGUCCAGGCUGUAGCUUAGUGUAAAUUGUAAAAUUAUAGACUGAAUUUUGCAUCUUUUUUUUUUUUGGUUCUUUUUGAAGGUUUUGUAACCAUGAGAGUGUGUAACACUAAUAUUCUUCACGGUAUUUUAAAUUUCAAAAAUGUGUUUACUCAA